GAUGAAAUGCUCACGUCUAAUUCGUCUACAGCGCCGAGGUGGCGUGGAGCUUGCAGGGAUGCCAAAGCGCGGGGACUCGGCAGACUUCGUCGGCAAACCGGUCUCCCUGACUCUCUUUUGCCAUGUCAAAGUCGGCAGUGUGCCUCGGCUCUCUCUGCUUUCUGCGACGGGCCUGUCACACAGCUGCAUACGUCGCCAGAGACGACCUCCGAACUCGUUGCCUUUUAAGUUGAUUACAGAUCAUUAGUGUUUUGCCAAGCAGGCGGGCCGGACGAGUCAGAGGGAAUGAGCGAGAGAAAGAGAGAGCGAAAGAGAGGCAGAGGGAGGCAGACGCCCAAUUCCGACCAUUCCGAAGCACCUUGUUGGUCAAGCUCCAGUGCUGUAAGAUGCUAUGCCAACUUGGGCUUGAGCUCCGUGUCGUGUCCACCGACGAUGCUCUCCCCAGACAUGUAGCGUCAACGGAUCGUCAACGGCUCCAGCUCCGGCCCCAAACCCCAGAAUUCAACUCCACAGGGUUGAUCAGUUUCCCAGGAGUUGUUCCUCUCCCCUCUUCCCCACACCCCGCAAAGCGUUCCCGUCUCUCGUCGUCAUUCCUGGAUCUAUCUGGAUUUGGGGUUCUCACUCAGCUUUUUUUCAACUCGUUUCGCGUCAUCUUGUCGCGUCCUCGGCCUCCACAGACGAGCUUCACCUCGGCCCAAUACCCUGUGCCUGCGGAUCUCAAGUGACCACCAACCGGCCUCUUAUCCUCGGUUCUACUCUGUCUGCUUUUUGAUUUUCGACAAUGGCAUCCGCCGAGACGGUACAACCUGAAGGCCCCAAGACCAACCCUCAAUCUGAAGGCCCCAAGACCAAACCUCAGAACAAGGUCCGCAAGCGCGCUCCCAAGGCAUGCCUUUCAUGUCGCGCUCGGAAAGUGAGAUGCGAUGUGUCCCAACGUGGUCGCCCAUGCAUGAACUGCUACCUCGACAGUGAGACGUGUGUUGUGACUGGACGCGCUUCAAGAUUUCGCAGAGCACAACAACGAGAAGGCGCCGAAGACCCACAAACCUCGUGUCCUCCGUACGACACAGACAAUGGAGACCAGCUUCACCUUGUCAACCUUGCUCCGCCGUCAGGCGGCGACUCUCGGCCAGUGCCUUCCAACGAGUCCGAUGGUCAGUCCCAACCUUGCGAUCACUCACACACCGGCGACGACAUCCCACUAUCCACGUCCACUGCCCCGCCAAAGAGCCCGGUAGCAAACGACACGAACAGCCAUCAUCAUCCUCAUCAUCAUCAUCAACAACAACACAAUCAGCAGCAGCAACAACAACAACAACAACAGAAGCAACAGCAACAGCAGCAACAACACAAUCAUCGUGACCACGCUAAGCAAGCUCAUUUUCAAACGUUUUCAACUAUAUCGGCGGGCACGUAUGAAACACCCUCGUUUGCUCCUACAACGUUGGACAACCCAGCUUUCUCGAUACCAUGGGCUGCUGGACAGCAAAAUGGUCUGGGCAUAGAUGUCACCUACUCGUUCUACCCGUUUCUCUCUCUGGGCAACCUGCACGGAAUCCCGCCGCAAGAUGUCAACUACUUGGAGCUCCAGGGGUGCUUGCGGAUACCAACGCGCACAAUACUCGACGAGUUUGUGCAGCAGUACUUUCUUCACGUCCAUCCGUUGCUCCCCAUGCUCAACGAGGGCGACUUUUGGGACGUGUAUUGUUUGAAUCCCAACGGCUAUGUGCCGAAUGAAAAGUUGUCGCUCCUUGUCUUCCAGGCAAUGCUAUUCUCUUCUUGCAAUUUUGUUUCCCGACAGACCAUCAAAACGCUUGGCUUUCCCAGCAUCCGCGCCGCUCGGGCAGCAUUCUACCGGCGUGCAAAGCUCCUUUACGACCUCGAGUCCGAAUCUUCCCCUCUCGCCAUUUCACGGGCUGCUCUCCUUCUCUCCUUUUGGUCUUCUCCCACAUCUCCGGCCUUUCGCAAAUCGAACACGGCCUGGCUUUCCAUCGCGAUCCAGAACGCCAAGAUGGUUGAGGCACACCACUAUGCGACGCGCACAGCGCCGGACAAGAAGCGCAACCUUCUCAAGCGGCUCUGGUGGUGCUGCAUCAUCCGUGAUCGCAUCGUGGGCCUAGGCUUGCGUCGUAGUUUGCAAAUCACACGGGGCCAUUUCGAUUUUGACUUGGGUGAGAUGCUCGGGUUUUCCGACUUGUCGGAUGAGCUCGAGCGGAGCCGGGUGUACAACCCGGGCACGAAGCGGUGCUUGGCCGAGAUCUUGGAGCAGCUGGUUCAGCUUUGCAUUGUACUCACCGACAUUCUCAUUCUUGUGUUCCCGCUGGAUGAUCGCCCGGGCUGGGGUCGGGAGAUGCGCGCCGACGAGCAGGAUAAGGUCCGCGGGUGUAAGGUUGCGCUGCGAAGGUGGUACAAAGACGCCACCCUGCAGUUCCCCAUGUUCGGGGGUGGCUCCGUCGCGAGGAUGAAGUCUCCGGGAAACGAGUUCCAGCACGAUUCCGUCAUCUUGUACACCAACUUGAUGUACAUGUAUUAUCACUCCUCUCGAGUCGUUCUUAGCCACCAUGAAGUCCUUCAUCUCGCCAUCACCGCAGCUGCGCCGUCCUUCAACGCGAUUCCCACCUCGGACCUUGUCAUCAUUGGAGAGAACCGACACGAGCUCCAGGACGCCGCGUCUGGGGUCACCGAGUGUCUGAAAGAACUCAUUCAUCUCCGCCUCGCCCGUUGGCUCCCGAUUAGUGCCGUUGCGUGUACAGCGUUGCCGUUGGUCUUGCACAUCCUUGACGUGAAGCUCUCGGCAUCGUCGAGAUCUUUCGACCCCAAUACACAAUCCGCGCUCAAGCAGCACCGACUCAACAUUCUCAUCGAAGCCAUGAAGACAUACCAGCCCCAGUAUGAUGGCGUAGACUGGGUGAGCGAAACGAUCCGACACAUCGUCAACCUUGCGCAGAUAGACACGCCGCCGCCGGGGGCAGCCAAGAACACCAGCGAGGACAGUGCCGUGAUCGCAGACUGGACCGACAUUCUCGCCUCACAACCGAGUUCUUACCUCCGCCUCGCUCUGACGAUGGACCUCUCUCUAAGCAAGGGGCGCCUCCCUGAGGAUGGUGACUUUCCUGUCAGCCUCCGCGGUCUAUUUACCGGAGGUUUCAACCCGCUCAAAGCGCUUCUCGAGCGGAAACGAGAAGACAGCAGGAACAUGAGCGUGGCUUUGUCUGGGACUGCGGAGUCACUGACAGACUUUGAUGCCGCUGCGAUGCGUGUGAGCCUCUUUCGAAUGCAACCAGGAACAGUGACUACCAUUCCCUCAGACGAAGACACUACUUCGCCGUCAUCAGCGGGAGGUAAUAGCCAGGAAAGCGUGGCGGACGACACGUCCCCUCAGACCGCAGGGACAGAAUGUCAGUACCCCGCCCACGGCGGCGGAGAUGUCGACAUGGCGGACCGUCCGCCUUCGGAAGGGAUUGAUGGUCUGGCGGCCGAGGUCUUGGCGGCAUUUCCCCUGGAAGACCAGCCGGCCAGCGUGGACGGGGACUUUGACGGCAUGUACUUUGACGGCAUGCCUGGGCACGACGGGCCUGCGGGGUGGAUCGAGACGGCGUGGAACGAGCUUACGAAUGGGCCGGGUGAGGAGAGGGCGGAUCGAGAUACGGCGCGGGUCUUGCUUGACGCCUUGAGGGAAGGGGACUUUGCGGAGUGUGCAGCGUAGUUUGUCAGAACGAAUAACGAACCUUUGUCAUGAC
Colletotrichum destructivum is the source of this 3740-nucleotide messenger RNA. RefSeq lists its product as uncharacterized. The coding region runs from base 782 to 3706 and encodes 974 amino acids. Gene Ontology annotation, molecular function: DNA-binding transcription factor activity, RNA polymerase II-specific; zinc ion binding; DNA binding. NCBI's taxonomy places the organism in Eukaryota, Fungi, Ascomycota, Sordariomycetes, Glomerellales, Glomerellaceae. The record is from RefSeq and is a predicted model, not a curated record. Gene Ontology annotation, biological process: DNA-templated transcription; regulation of DNA-templated transcription. The transcript has 4 exons.